Molecule: messenger RNA, 3813 nt
Organism: Marchantia polymorpha subsp. ruderalis
Lineage: Eukaryota; Viridiplantae; Streptophyta; Marchantiopsida; Marchantiales; Marchantiaceae
Source: the annotation of a GenBank genome assembly
AUUUACAGUUACGAUUUUUACUUUGCAAGGCAAAAAGUGUGACCUCUACCGCCAACCUGCCAUUAAGUUCUGCUGAUUGGGUACCGUACUCUACUCUACUGCAUGCUCGCUAGCUUGUACUGGAGUUGGACCGUCGGCCAGUUGUAUAGCGCAGAACACAGUGGAAAAGUUUUUGGGUGGCCAGUUCUGGCAUUACUUACUGUAUUCCCUGCCACUGACAAACAUUCUUGUAAAGCAAAAGCCGAUGAUCAGCAAUCUCUCAAACUCCCCCUUCACUGACUGCUACCGGACGGCGCGGAUACUUUCUGAAAUCUUGUAUGGGAUGAUCACAGUUCUCGAAGGGUGAUUGAUGUGGUCCUUUUCCCAUGACGCACGUUCUUAUCUAAGCAACUUUUCUCAGCAGGUACGUUCUGGUCAUGCAUGAAAGCAUCCUCGAUACAGGACUGAAUUGUGUUUCAGAUUGUAGAAGGCAGAAAGCUCUCUGGUAGAUAGAGCUCGUGACAGUGCAUUACAGAAAGUAUAGAAACUGCCCCCUUGUCAGCGACGAAUAUGCUUUAUGGCCAGGAAAACGAACCUUCGCGAUUCAGAUCCCCUAACAUACACAACAAUGUGAGCUCAUAACCGCCGAGUAUGUCAAGCAUAUGAUCUUGUCGGGCUCCGCGAGCUUCUGGCAAAGAGAGGAUGAGCAUGAUGCGGGUAGGAGCCAGGCAGUUGAGCCAGCGAUGGACCUCCACACCGAGCAGAAGCGGGAGCUGGUUUCCAGCAGAUGCCGCUAGCUUCUUCCAACCGCGAAAUUCUACGGCUUUAGAGAAUAUCGGUCAUUGCAAUCAUGCAUUCUUGGAUGCCCGAAGCAUGCCUGAGCAAAUUUACCAUUCACAGAUCCCCCGGCGGUCGAAGGCCAUCGACCGAUGAUGGCCGGUGCCACCGUUGAGCUAAGAUAACCCGAAGGUGUCUGAGCUGAACUCGACCAUUCUUGCAGCGCGGCCGCCCUGCGAACGUUUCGUGCAACGGGCGACGACAACGUAGGACUAGUAUUGCUCAAGCUGCCCGCUUUUCAGAGCGACUACCGUUCAACAGAAAGGCUCGGGACGGGGAAUCACGCUUCUUUCAUCGGGGUAAAGUGGACCUAUAAUAUCUUUCCCGCAGCGGGCGCUGUUUGGCCUGGGGAAGAUAGUAUCUAGAUCGAAACAUGCUUUGUUUCGGAGGCGGAUCCAUCGACGUUUCAGAGCCAGUUCCGCUUGAGGUGCAAGAAGUGUACGAGCCUCCGUGGCUGGCCUCUUUUCUAGACUCGGAGGAGUACCUGACAGACUGCCCGCUGAAUUGCUUCAACAAAGGCCAGCAGAUAGAAGGGAGGCCAGUGCGCGCUCACCGAAGGAGGUACUUCUGCAUCGAAUGCCCGGAAGAGGGUGCACAAUGUCUGGCCAGGAUCAUGGACCAGCACUUGAGGCACCGGGUGCUCAAGGUCCGCAAAGUGACGGGAGGAGGAGGCCCAGUGAUCAAAGCCCGGGACGUGGACCAGCUUGUAAACAUCUCGUUGGUGCAUCGCCUCUCGAACUCCACUGACGAAUUCUUGUACGUAAAGCUCACAAGCUUCAGGCAAUCGGUGUGGGGCACGAGCCCGCAGAAAAUCCUGUGCUACGAAUGCUUGCGGCUCGCGAGCAGUAAGGAGGAUCAGAUGUACAAAUACUGCUCCAUCAAAUGCGCUUAUCCUGGCGCUACUCCCAGCAACCAAGUGGGCGUCUCAAGGGCCUCGACGGGCCCCGCCGAGCAGCUGGGCUGCAUCAGCGGUGUCACCUCGGUGGCAAGCGAUAAUCUCCAGGCCAGGGCAUUGCUGAGGUCCAAGUCCUGCAGGGGGCCGUCCAUCUGCCGACACGAUCUACAAUUUUCCCAUCCCGGAGCUGCUGGUCCUUCGGGACGCCAGGAAGCGGCGGCCUCAUCGCCGGAUGUCCCUGCUUCGCCCGCGACCUCGGACACCUCGUCGUCGACGGCGUCCAGAGGCUGGCGCAGUCGCCUCUCGAGGUAUCUGAGCUUCAGCAGCUCCAAGAAACACAUACCUCAUAUGGAGAACCUUUCCCCCUCGACGAUUUCGAGUCAAGAGCGAAGAAGCAGUUCGGAUCGGUUUGAGAUCUCGCCGUGGAAAGAAUCGGUAGGGGUGGCCAGGAGGGAUGCGACGGAGUUGAGAUCUGAUUAUGAUCAGCACGGUCAAGCUUCUGGCCGGCCUCCUCGCCGGACGCUUCUCGAGAAACGACAGUCUCAAGCCAACGCAAAGGUGAACAGCAAGGGCAGUGCCAAAGUGGCCUCGAAUGACGGGCCCCGGGCGAGCCCGGUGGGUUCUGACCACUCGCUGCUGGUAAAAUCCAGAGCGAAUCUUGGAGCUACUCUUGCUCGACGGUUGAAUGACCAGAAUGUAAGAGGCGGUGCAGCCACUAAACUCUGCUGGAGAAGCCAAGACAGCGAUCCGUCCGAUGACGAUGACGGACUGCAAGAUCGCUGGGGAGCCGUUCGAGGCCGGGUUUUGAGCAGCCCCGCUUUGCCGUAUAUGAGGAUUAAGCUUGAGAAUGAGGCGAGACGAUCGUCGCUGGAACCCUCUCAAGCUUCCAGCACUGAGCCGGCUGCGCCGUAUACUAUGAACGCAUUUGUGGAUACAAAUUCUAAUUUCAGAUGUAGUCGGGCGCGAUUAGAAUAUGCUGUUUACACUGGACAUAGUGAAGACAACCCAGAUCGUGGUUUCGGACAAGCCAUUGACAAUCAUAAGACGCCGAAUUCAAGAGAUUACCAGAAUAUUUUACUGACGCGGAAAACUAAUCUCUUUGAGAUGCGAGAAGAAUGGAGAGCCGAGAACCCGAAAUGUGGACAGCUUCCGACAGGAAAUGUACAAACACAGCGGCAUUCUUCGAAAUGCAGAAGUUUAUCCGAAGGAGGCGAUGAUCUUGGAGAACAAAAUCUCUGAGUACAUGAGUUAUAUUGGCCUUUCUUCGCGGUUCAGAUAUUAGAAUUUCUAAUGUGUGCCGUCUGGUGUAGUCGGGACAACUAGUAAUAGCUACAACCGGAUCGUCUAUAGCAAAACCUUCGGAUGACUACACAAAUGAGUGUCCACGGUUGUGGCCAUCGCGCGCUUGAUCACCAUGCAAAAUACCAUGUGGGGAAAUGUGGAGAAAACGUUUACAACUGUCUCCAUCUGUUGUCAAUCCAAUGUACAUACCUAAAUAGUAAUCUCUUGGCGUCUUGCUCUGUAAGGAAAGUUUCUAAAAUUGUGUAGAUUAGAACUGUCUCCUGUGUGUUACGUGCGUAGGUUCGUUCCAUCCACGAGAAUUUCCACUGACACCACAGAUCUUUCAGAAUAACUAGUUCUUGAGAUUCGAAUUACAGUGACGCUAGUUGAUUUGAAGGCCAUUUUCUGGACAACAGUGCGAUCUGAUAAUAAGCGCCCGGUCUAGACAUCCUAAUGAGAGACUAAAGGAUUAGUCAACCAACAGCAGGAUGCACGGCGGCACACCUGUAUACCCUUGCACCGAAAAGAAGCAAGAUGCGUCCGUAGUACUUCCACAAAGUCGGUUAAAAGGUCCGAAUCAACCUCCGGCGAAGGCGGUAGAUACGGAGUGGAUGUUUUGGGUAGAAUACUGGUUGAUAAUUUUCAGUGAGCCUGUACGGUGAAGCCAUGCAAGGUAGAUUUCAGUCUUCUUUCGUGUGCAGUGCUUGAAGUGAAGCAGAGGGCAAUAACUAUCGUGAAUCUCUAUUCCUCUCUCGCGUGCGGUUUUUGCAUCGUGGAAAUUGUUUAUAUCAAAAAUCAUAUGAAGAUGAAAGAGCGUUUCC